Molecule: messenger RNA, 3723 nt
Organism: Gigantopelta aegis
Lineage: Eukaryota; Metazoa; Mollusca; Gastropoda; Neomphalida; Peltospiridae
Exons: 8
Coding region: 115-1716 (533 amino acids)
Source: RefSeq, a predicted model, not a curated record
AUUAGAAGAAAAGUUCUUUGGAAGAGAGCGGCUUUUUGUAAGGACAAAAAAAAAGGUUUGAUAACCAGUACAUGUACUUGUUCAUGAAAGGAACAGCCAUUUAGAAAAGAAAUUAUGGAAGGGAUGACUAAAGAUGCAAUCACAGAAGACAAACCUGUUGAAAUGGAUAUCAAGUCAGCAGAAGUUGAUGGUAGCAGUAUUUCUCCAGUGACUGGUGACUUAGUUAUAGACAUGAAUGACUCCGACCCCCUGGCAGAUGGUUGUGGUCCUAUGGAAGAGAGUGACAGUGGCCAGAAGGAAAUUAGUUCACACAAUGAAUGUGAUAGCAUUGUAGACUCUGAAGUGUGUUUUUCCGAAACUGUAGAACCCGCGGCAUGUGACGAGGUCCAGGACGAUACACAUUUUGAGGAGAUCAAGUUGGACUCUGAUUCAGCACAGACUGGUGUUGAUUCAGCACAGACUGGUGUUGAUUCAGCACAGACUUGUAUUGAUUCAGCACAGACUUGUGUCUCAGACAAAAGUCCAGAUACUGGUGUUGAUAGUGAUCUUUUGCUUCUCACCUUGGAUGGAAACUCCGACAAACAUGCAGUUCUUAUUAAUGAACUGCAGAAUAAGGAAAAAAUUAUCAGUGACUUGAGACAUAGGGUAGGAGAACUGGAAGCACAGUUAGGAAUCAUGCCAAAUAUGAGAUCAGCUAGUACAAAGAGACCCUCGUCAAAAUUCACGGAUCACAUGCCACCAUCGCUCAAACGUGCACGUGGCAGGUCGGUAACCCCCAGCAGACGAGUCUCCAUUCAUCUGAAGUCUUUGAAACGUGCUCGCUUCAGGUCUCCCUUGUGUUUAGGUUCGGACUGGAACUCGUCGGACACGAACCGUCCCGACACUAUGUCGCAGUCGAGUAUUCUGUGUUCCGAGGACAUGGACGUGCUGGCUAUGGAGGUGUCCCAGAGACUGUCAUCCAGCCUGGCGGCCGACAUCACUGCCCAGGUGUUGCAGCAGGUUCUGCCCUUGAUGGACCUGCACGCAGGCGAGAGCGAAAACAAUCACGUUGGCGAUGACUUGUCUCUCUCGGCGUCCUUUCUGCCCGAUGCCAAUGCCAGCGAUGUGUCUGACACGGUGGAGUCGUAUUCAGCAGAAAACAACGCCAGUACCACAGUGGCCACUCAGUCAGGUGCGAGCUCAUCAUCUGGUUCAAGAAGUGGCAAUUCUUCAUCCAUAACAUCAACAUCUAGCACCAAAAUCCACAUCCCCGACAUAUUCCGACAGCGCCAUGUUCCCAUGCAGGCGAAUCCAGUGCGCCAUAUUCCUCAGCUGCCUGUCCGGCAUUCGGUGGGGAUGUCUGCUUCGUCUCAGUUCAGCAUGAACAUGCACCGUAUGCCCUUACCAGGAAAUGUGAAUUCCGCAUCGGCCAAUGCAAUGUUGAUGCAUCAGUUAAUGAAUACACCUGCAGGGGCACAAGCAGCUCAGGCUCUAAGUCACCUGAAUCAAAUGAACCAGCUGGCAGCUUUACAAGCCCAGCAGAGAGGCAUCCGGCCCCAGCUCCAGAACGCACGCUUCUCUCCGCAGGUGUCGCCUCUGAUCAGUCCCAGGGCCAGCUCUGCUGGGGCGGGAAUUAACUUGAAUCAGGCCCGAAACAUGGCCAUCAAUGCAGCGUUCAGGAGGGCGGUUUCGUCUCGGGUUGUCACUGGCCAGAGAUUGAACAUGAACAACCGAUAACUCUAAUAAUAGAUCACUGAAUAACUCUGUGAUAACUUCUGUAUGAACUGAUAAGACCGACAAAACCCACGAAAAUACACAUGGCAUUCUGUAGAGUCAUUUUAAAUUACAAAGUGUUGCAGGUCUCCCAUUGGGACCAGGAUGACUAUUUGAAGAUUGAGGAGCCACAUCAGUAUUCCACUUGUGUGUAUUCUCCUCUGAGAAUAAUAUUCAUUCCAAAGUUGAAGCCCUAAAAAAUUAUUCAUCUUAAGUAGUGUUCUAUUGAUCAGAACAUUGAGUAAAAGACCCCUUUAUUCUAAACGCACAUUGCCCAACAGAUGUUUAUUGAGCAUUUCUGUAGUUUUGAUUCAGUGAUUGAGCAUUGUUACUGUCUCACAUACCACAACUUUAUAUCAAACUUUUCGGCAGACACUGUACAACAUUAUAAUAUCCAAUUGAAAAUUUGAAUUGCAUCAACAAUUUUGUCAGUCAAAUCAACGGACAUUUUGUAUUGUGGUUUACAAAUCUGCUUUAAUUUACACAAUGGCAAACAUAAUUUUACACAAUGUCAAACAGAAUUUCCCACAAAGAUUCUCCACUGUACCUUAAAACCCUUAUUUGUUACCAACACCCUUGGUACAGCCUUGAUCAGCAUCAGUUCGAUGGCCUAUGUGUGAGUUAAAAAAGACGUGAUCUAGAGUAAAGAUCUUGGCUAAAAUACACUUGAAUGACUUGGUUAUUAUGAACACUGUACUAUAAGGUAGAAUGGAUGUACUAAACCCUGUUUGCAGAUUGUUUGUUGAGCACGGGGUUAGAUCACAUACUUGGGAAUUAAUCUAAAUAAAUGAACAUGAAUUUGCAGUAUUGCUAAUUUAAUAAUGAUUUAAAAAUGAUACCAGAGUUUCCAAGUGGGAUCACCUGAUUAAAAAGAUAUAUACCAAAAUAGCUGGACCUACCAAAACCUUUUUGAAUACUAUUGUGCAGAUUGGAAUAUGAUAAAACGCUGAGUGAGCUAACUAUAUAAGAAAUUAAAACAAAUUAAUGUUAACAUCCAUAUACAUGACUUCAACCUUUGCUCCAAGUACUACAUCAAUGACACUUGGUUUAUAGUUGCAUCUAUGGACUUCAUCAUAAGUAUAUGUGGCGGGAGUGGGGUGGAGGAUUAAUAACAUGUUAAAAAGUUAGGUGUUUUUUUUUCUUUUUCAAAUAAUGUUUUGAAAUUUGGUUUUACAUGCAUUGAGAUGAGCAACACAGAAUAUGUAUAUGUAGGGGAGACGUUUUAUUCUGACCACGUGUUCUUGUGUUGAUGAAAAUGCUUAUGUUCUAUAUGUAAUUGUUGUUACUUUUUGGCUACAUUCAAAAUAAAAUUAUCUAGUCUAAGGAUUCUUGAUUUUUUUUUUUCUUCUUUUUUACAAUACUUUUUUGUGUGAAUAAGUCUCAAGUGUACCACUUGUUAGAAUCUAUGUUUCUGUGUGUAUGUUUUGGGGGUGUAGAAUUGCAUAUAAAACCACCUUUAAGUUAGCAAUAAUUUUGUACAGCCCACUUUGAGCAGUAGAUGACCAAACUGGGCUGUGUUGAGUAUUGAAUGUGAUAUGUUAACUUGAAAAUUGUGUGUGUAUUCUGCAGAGGCAAUAUAAUGUAUUGAGAACUUGUUUGUGCCACUUAAGGUCAACUAAACAAGGAAAAAACGGAUUGACAAACCUUUUUCUCGGUUUACCGAUAGAGAAAAUGUAUUACUUCAUAAAAACAAAAAAAAUAGCAUGACAGCAGUCUUGUAAAAACUGAAACCUUUUUCCUUCUUUCGAAGGAUUUGUAAUACUUUUGGAAUUAUUAUUUUUAAAAUUGUGUUAGUUCAGUAAGAUUUUUUUAGACUAUAUAAUUUGGAACAGACUUGGCAACUGGAAAGUAAUUUUAUCCAAGCUUCGAUCACAUUCUCUGCUACAACAGCUACUGUACAUUACAUAUGGCUAAUAUUUGAUACCAAAUGUCUAAAAGUCUGAAGUAGUACAAUAAAUUAUUGUGUCUAAA